Molecule: messenger RNA, 516 nt
Organism: Lactuca virosa
Lineage: Eukaryota; Viridiplantae; Streptophyta; Magnoliopsida; Asterales; Asteraceae
Source: the annotation of a GenBank genome assembly
AUGGAUCAAUAUUUUGAAAGUCCAAUUGUUGAAGAAGCUGUCAUUCCUUCGGAAGGAGCUCAAGCUUCAAGAAGCUCAUUUGAAACACCUAAGCUGGACAUAUCUAAAGGCAAAAGCAGGCUGCCUGCUCUGAAUUGCGAGCUUGAGAGAGAGAACUCCGACAAAGCUUCAAAGAUCUCAAAACUUCAAGCAAAUCUUGGUGGUCUAACUACUCUAUUCUUUGACCUGAAACAACGCCUAUUUCAAAAGUUUGGUGAUGAAUUUCAACCUUUAAGCGCUGAAGGAGAAAGGAUCACUACUUCUAGUUCUGGUCCCGCCAAUCCAGCUUCUGAAUCAUCAAGUGAAAGAACUACAAGACCUUCUCUGGAUGCAAAUCUUGAUACAUUCUUAUCCUCUGGUCCUGCUUCUGCUCAAGAAAGAAGAGAAAAGCAAAUCAGGGUUGAGCAGCUGAAAGGGAAUAUGCUUGUGAUGAAGCAUUCAGACCAAAAUGCUCCAGGGGAAAAGUGGAAGAAUUGA